CAUACCAGUGAGGCACCGGACAGACACUCAACCAGGCUGAGACACAAUACUACUUAAACGCUCUUCAAUCCAAACUUUAUCCCGCAUCUCGAACAGCGCGUCUGGACUCUGGAGCCCCGCAGCGAUGCGGGAUCGCUCGGAUUCCUCCUGGAAAGUUUGUACUGCUGGGAAGUGGGUGGUGGUGCGGGGGUCAUAUUACACCCAGUCUGAGCUUUUCCAGUCCGCUCCUUCGACGUGGGGGAGGGCGAACCUCCAACUUUUCUCGGCCUGAUUUCUUUUUACGCGCAGGGAAAGAAAAAACUUCCAAACGGUGGAAUUACUGCGUAAAGCGACCGUUUCUUUUUGGGUUUGAUGUUUAAUGUAGUGUUUCUGUAGAACAUACUCGGGCUCCGACCAUGAAUCCGUUUCCGAGGAUCUUAGGGUGAGAAAAGAAGAGUUGGAUACCGCGUCAGAGCUCCGAAGAAUCCGUGAUAAUAGUUAUUUACAAUGCGGGACCUGGGAUCAAAUCUGGGAUUACAUCUGGAGACCGAAGAAGACGCCAUCCCUUACAGGACCUACAGCGCUGGAAUAACAAAACACUAGAAUAAGUCAUUUUUUUCUCGGGGUGCAAAGUUGCAGGUCCGAAACCCCCAAGAUGUCCUCCCAGGGCAGCAGCCCCAUUGUUGCAGUGCUCGGAAUGGUGAUGUGCGCCCUGGCCGCCUCCCUCCUAGGCUCCUCUCACGCCGUUUUGUCUCCAAACGUGACGGUAUUGAACGACCCCUGCAAGAAGACGACGACCUGUGAGGUCCUGAGGUACAACACAUGCCUGGGGUCGGCCCUACCCUACACGCACACGUCGCUCAUCCUGGCCGAAGACUCUACGACCCAAGAGGAAGCCUUCGAGAAGCUGACCAUGUGGUCCGGUAAGCGGAACGCGCCUCGCUGCGUGUGGGUGGCGGGGGGUGUGAUCCGGCCCCUGCUGUGCGCCGUCUACAUGCCCAAGUGCGAGCAGGGCCUGGUGGAGCUUCCCAGCCAGGCGGUCUGCCUCGCCACGCGGAGGCCCUGCAGCAUCGUGGACCAGGAGAGGGGAUGGCCCGACUUCCUCAAGUGUGAGGAGAACCACAAGUUCCCCGCUGGCUGCACGAACGAGGGGCAGAAGCUGAAGUUCAACACGUCCGGCCAGUGCGAGGCUCCGCUGGUGAAGACGGACAUUGUUUCCAGCUGGUACAAGGACGUGGAGGGGUGCGGGAUCCAGUGUGACAACCCCCUGUUCACCGAGGAGGAGCACACCGACAUGCACGCCUACAUCGCCUACUUCGGCUCCAUCACCAUGCUCUGCACCUUCUUCACCCUGGCGACGUUCCUGGCCGACUGGAAGAACUCCAACCGCUACCCGGCAGUCAUCCUGUUCUACAUCAACGCCUGCUUCUUCGUGGGCAGCAUCGGCUGGCUGGCCCAGUUCCUGGACGGCGCGCGCAAGGAGAUCGUCUGCAAGAGCGACAACACCAUGCGCCUCGGGGAACCCUCCUCCUCAGAGACUCUCUCCUGCGUCACCAUCUUCAUCAUCGUGUACUACUCGCUGAUGUCGGGAGUGAUCUGGUUCGUGAUGCUCACCUACGCCUGGCACACCUCCUUCAAGGCACUGGGCACCACCCAGCAGCCGCUGACUGGGCGCACCUCCUACUUCCACAUGAUCACCUGGUCCGUGCCUUUCGUCCUCACCGUCGCCAUCCUGGCCAUCGCCGAGGUGGAUGGGGACUCUGUCAGCGGUAUCUGCUUCGUGGGCUAUAAGAACUACCACUACCGUGCCGGAUUCGUGCUCGCACCCAUCGGCGUCGUGCUGGUCGUCGGGGGCUACUUCCUGAUCCGAGGGGUCAUGACCUUGUUCUCAAUCAAGAGCAACCACCCGGGCCUGCUGAGCGAGAAGGCCGCCAGUAAGAUCAACGAGACGAUGCUGAGACUCGGGAUAUUCGGGUUCCUGGCCUUCGGCUUCGUCUUCAUCACCUUCGGCUGCCACUUCUACGACUUCUUCAACCAGGCCGAGUGGGAGCGAAGCUUCAGGGAAUACGUGCUCUGCGAGGCCAACGUCACCAUCGCCUCUCAGACCAACAAGCCGAUCCCAGAGUGCACCAUCAAGAACCGGCCCAGCCUGAUGGUGGAGAAGAUCAACCUGUUCUCCAUGUUCGGCACCGGCAUCGCCAUGAGCACCUGGGUCUGGACCAAGGCCACCAUCCUCAUCUGGAAACGCACCUGGUGCAGGGUGAUUGGCCGCAGCGACGACGAGCCCAAGAGGAUCAAGAAGAGCCGCAUGAUCGCCAAGGCCUUCUCCAAGCGCAAGGAGCUCCACAAAGACCCCGAGAAGGAGCUGUCCUUCAGCAUGCACACAGUCUCCCACGAGGGGCCCGUUGCUGGGAUCAACUUUGACCUCAACGAGCCGUCCAAUGACAUGUCGUCCGCCUGGGCCCAGCACGUCACCAAGAUGGUGGCCAGACGGGGCGCCAUCUUGCCCCAGGACAUCUCCGUGACCCCCACGGGAACACCCGUCCCGCCGGCGGACGAGCGGAACCAGCUGUGGAUGGUGGAGGCGGAGAUCUCCCCCGAGAUGAUCAAGCGCAAGAAGAAGAAGAAGAAGCGGCGGGCGGGAGCGGGGGCGGGGCCGAAGGAGGUUCGGCCCCUGGAGGAGGCGGGGGCCGACCCCCAGGGGUACCGGCGCCGCGAGUUCGGCCCCAGCGCGGUGCCCCGCCUGCCCCAGCUCCCGCGCCACCCCAGCCUGGUGGCCGACCUGCGGGCGCGGCCCGACCAGCGCCGGCCCCGUCGCCAGGACGACGAGGACCUCCUGCCGGGCUCCUACCCGGACUUCCGGCCCUCCCACCCCUACCCGCCCUACCGCCCGCCCGGGCCCCUGGAGGAGCUCAGCGACGCCCCCGAGGACCUGGGCCUGCGGGGGCCCCGCUGUCGGCCCUUCGCGGCCCCGGCCCCGUGGCAGCCCGGCCGGACCCUGCGGCCCCCCGGGGGGGCGGUGGCGGCCCCUGGGGGGCGGCGCGUGGUCCCGAGCCAGGGCCCCAUCCACUCUAGGACCAAUCUGAUGGAGGCGGAGCUUAUGGACGCCGACUCUGACUUCUGA
Messenger RNA from Gadus chalcogrammus (walleye pollock), 3103 nucleotides. It is a transcript of the gene smo, whose product is annotated as smoothened, frizzled class receptor. Gene Ontology annotation, biological process: commissural neuron axon guidance; positive regulation of smoothened signaling pathway; smoothened signaling pathway. The record is from RefSeq and is a predicted model, not a curated record. Gene Ontology annotation, cellular component: dendrite; plasma membrane; cilium. Gene Ontology annotation, molecular function: patched binding; transmembrane signaling receptor activity. NCBI's taxonomy places the organism in Eukaryota, Metazoa, Chordata, Actinopteri, Gadiformes, Gadidae.